UGUGAAACAUCGGAAAUAAACGACGCAAGCCGUAUGAUAAACAAACGUUGGUCUCACUCUCAUGUCAAACUCAUCUCUUCACCUUCUUUUAAUUGUUACCGAUUACCCGUUUCGCAACUGGGUCUCCCGCAUAUAUCAAGUUUGAGAUCAAGAGAGUUUUUCCGGCCAUUUUAGAAGAUUACAAAGCGGGAAAAUGGUGAAGCUGACUCCAGAAUUAAUCCAGCAAUCGGUGCAACACAUCAACCCAGUUCGCGACCGAGAGCUCAUAUUGAGAGGAUACAAGAUUCCCGUUAUUGAAAACUUGGGAGCCACACUUGACCAAUUCGAUUCUUUUGACCUAAGCGACAAUGACAUAAGAAAGCUUGAUGGUUUCCCCCUUUUGAGGAGGCUUAAAACUUUACAUCUCAACAACAACAGAAUUGUGCGUAUCUCAGAUACACUGGCGGAGUCAAUUCCUAAUUUGCAGUUUCUGUACCUUACAAAUAAUUUAAUCCAAGAGUUGGCUGAUUUGGAUAACUUAGCAUCUCUGAAAAAAUUAGAGUAUGUUUCGCUGUUGGGAAACCCUGUUACAACCAGGGAUCAUUAUCGCUUGUAUGUUAUCAACAAGCUUCCUCAGGUCAGAGUUCUUGACUUCCGGAGAGUAAGAGAGCGAGAGAGGGAGAUGGCAAAGAAAUUGUUUAAGAGCAAACUUGGAAAAGAAAUACAGAAAGAAGCCAAAAAGGCCAGAACUUUUGUUCCUGGUGCUGGAGGCAUGAUGGAUACUCGACCUGCUUUGGCUCAAAUGAGUGCCGAAGAUCAAGCAGCCAUUCGACAGGCAAUCUCUAAUGCAAGGUCAAUGGAAGAAGUGGAAAGGUUACAGCACAUGCUCCGUACAGGCAAUAUUCCUGGUCGAACACAGGCAGUAAAGCAUAAAUUGGAUGAGGAAGAAAGAUAACCCACUUGUUUGAGAAUCAAAUCUUUCAGUUGCUUUCUUUGAUGAACAUGUGGUAAGUCUAAAGUUUUUGUAAUGAAAAUAAAUGAGGUACUGCAAUAUGGGUACAGCCUUGAUAACCUUACCUUUUGGUAAGAACAGAUACUAUUACACAAUUCUCUCCAGAUGUUCACCUCUAAAUGUUGUGAGGAUGACAUUUUGUAUUAUUCUGUUUAUGGAAUAAGAAACAUACAUUUAAUGCCAAUUAUAUCUUGAGCUACAAAAGAAAAUUUUGGAAAUAAAUUUAUUCUAAAACAGCCAUUGGGUCGAGAAGUAAUGUAAUCUAAUUUCACAAUUAUUUUAUGAAUUAUAUAAAAAAGCAAAGUAAAAGUUUCUUGUAAUUAUUUUUGGUUUGAAUGCCCCAAUCAAUUAAACCAAAGCAGUCA
Messenger RNA from Macrobrachium nipponense, 1356 nucleotides. It is a transcript of the gene U2A, whose product is annotated as U2 small nuclear ribonucleoprotein A'-like. Gene Ontology annotation, molecular function: protein binding; U2 snRNA binding. The transcript is spliced from 6 exons. Gene Ontology annotation, biological process: mRNA splicing, via spliceosome. The record is from RefSeq and is a predicted model, not a curated record. The coding region runs from base 194 to 934 and encodes 246 amino acids. Gene Ontology annotation, cellular component: U2 snRNP. NCBI's taxonomy places the organism in Eukaryota, Metazoa, Arthropoda, Malacostraca, Decapoda, Palaemonidae.